Molecule: messenger RNA, 951 nt
Organism: Cyphellophora europaea CBS 101466
Lineage: Eukaryota; Fungi; Ascomycota; Eurotiomycetes; Chaetothyriales; Cyphellophoraceae
Product: guanine nucleotide-binding protein subunit beta-like protein
Exons: 3
Coding region: 1-951 (316 amino acids)
Biological process (GO): rescue of stalled cytosolic ribosome; positive regulation of protein phosphorylation
Cellular component (GO): nucleus; cytosol
Molecular function (GO): protein kinase C binding; translation regulator activity; ribosome binding
Source: RefSeq, a predicted model, not a curated record
AUGGCCGAGCAACUCGUUAUCCGUGGCACCCUUGAGGGUCACUCCGGCUGGGUCACCAGCUUGGCUACCAGCCUGGAGAACCCCAACAUGCUCCUGUCUGGCUCCAGAGAUAAGACCCUAAUCAUCUGGAACCUCACCCGCGAGGAUGAGAACUACGGCCAGCCCAAGCGAUCUCUCCACGGCCACUCCCACAUUGUCUCCGACUGCGUGAUCUCAUCGGAUGGUGCAUAUGCCCUCUCCUCGUCCUGGGACAAGACUCUCCGCCUGUGGGAGCUGUCCACUGGCAACACCACCCGCACUUUCGUUGGCCACACCAACGAUGUCCUCUCCGUCUCCUUCUCCGCCGACAACCGUCAGAUCGUCUCUGGCUCGCGCGACCGAACAAUCAAGCUCUGGAACACCCUUGGCGACUGCAAGUACACCAUCACCGACAAGGGCCACACCGACUGGGUCUCUUGCGUUCGCUUCUCUCCCAACCCUCAGAACCCCGUCAUCGUCUCGGCUGGUUGGGACAAGCUUGUCAAGGUUUGGGAACUCGCCUCUUGCCGCAUCCAAACCGACCACAUUGGUCACUCCGGCUACAUCAACACCGUGACUAUCUCUCCUGACGGAUCGCUCUGCGCCUCCGGUGGCAAGGACGGCACCACCAUGCUUUGGGAUCUCAACGAGUCCAAGCACCUCUACUCCCUGCAGGCCGGCGACGAGAUCCACGCCCUGGUCUUCUCUCCCAACCGCUACUGGCUGUGCGCCGCCACCACCUCCUCCAUUACCAUCUUUGAUCUCGAGAAGAAGAGCAAGGUUGACGAGCUCAAGCCUGAGGGUCUGGAGAAGGGCAAGAAGAGCCAGGAGCCUUACUGCGUGUCUCUUACCUGGUCCGCCGACGGCCAGACUCUGUUCUCUGGCUACACCAACAACAAGAUCUACGCGUGGGGUGUUAUGUCGCGGGCUUAG